This is a messenger RNA of Sorghum bicolor (sorghum), 432 nucleotides long. RefSeq lists its product as uncharacterized. The record is from RefSeq and is a predicted model, not a curated record. The transcript is spliced from 2 exons. Lineage: Eukaryota; Viridiplantae; Streptophyta; Magnoliopsida; Poales; Poaceae. Bases 1 to 432 code for a protein of 143 amino acids.
AUGGAUCUUGGCGCCGAGCAGUUGGACUCACGAACCACGGCCUCGGAGCCAAGAUCUAGGACCACGUACGGUGCCACGCCGUCGCCGAUGAGCAAUCCGGGAAGCAGGGCCAUGUGCACCGGCUUCACCGUCAUGCUGCUUUCUGUCAGCGCGGGCAUAAUAAUCCACUCCGGCGCCGGCGGCUUCGGCUUGCUCCUCCUCUGCUUCACGGGGGUCCUGGUCGCCGUCGGUGUCAGCAUGACCGAUGUCCCUGCGGCGUUCGGCGGUGCACAUGCUCUCGGAGCGAACACCGCCGCCGCCGUGGGGCUCGUCAUGGCUUCCUGUGCCGUCACGGUGGUCUCCGGCGAGACAGAGCCCGUGCUCUGCAUUGCAAUGUUCACGCUGCUCUUGCUCGGGGUCUCCCUGAUCAACGUGGGAGCUCGUGCUGAAUAA